Candoia aspera is the source of this 797-nucleotide messenger RNA. RefSeq names its product transmembrane protein 256 (gene TMEM256). NCBI's taxonomy places the organism in Eukaryota, Metazoa, Chordata, Lepidosauria, Squamata, Candoiidae. The record is from RefSeq and is a predicted model, not a curated record. The transcript has 4 exons. The coding region runs from base 52 to 399 and encodes 115 amino acids. Gene Ontology annotation, cellular component: membrane.
CUAAGACGCGUCCCGGUCGGAAGAUUUCGAGCCUGGCGGAGCGGGCGGAGGAUGGCGGCCGCGGCUGGGUUUUUCCGCCGCCUCGGGGCGGUGAGCGGGGCGGCCGCGGUGGGAGCGGCCGCCUACGGGGCUCACGGGUUCCACCCCCGGGAUCAGCAGGAGUACCUGAAAGAGUUGUAUGGCACUGCCAAUAAGUACCACUUCCUGCACAGCCUGGCCCUCUUGGCUGUGCCCCAAUGCCGGUACCCAAUGCUGGCUGGGAGCAUCCUGUCCACGGGCAUGGGGCUCUUCUGCGGGCCCUUCUAUUACCACGCGCUAACAGGAGAGCCCACCUUCACCCGAGUGGCGCCCUAUGGCGGAAGCCUCCUUAUCCUUGGCUGGCUGGCCUUGGCUCUCUGACGGCCCCUUCCCCCAUCUCCACAUUGUCCCCCAGCCCUGGGCGAGCCAGGAGCCUUCAGGCACCUUCCCUUUGCAGCUAGCAGGAAGCGGCUAAGAGGAAUGCCAUCUGCCCUGCACAGGGCAGUGGUGGUGGGGCAUCUGGACCAAGACUGAAGCAGCUUCGCUUCGGGGCCUCUCCAAAACCUGCUCUGGGGCUGAAUUUUCAAGGGGCUGAAUCUUCUCUCUUUUUAUUGAAAGUCUCUCUCAGUUGUUAUAAUGGAUGCAGAUUUGCGAUGGGGAAGAAAGGGAAGGAAUCACGUCAAGCCGAGGAUGUCGGCUUCCCUAGAAUGUAAGGGAUUGCGCGAGUUGAAUCAUUGUUUACAUGACUUUAAUAAAUGAACUUGGUUUUACUUCUUCAA